AUGAAAGUUUCUCAUUCCUCCUUUCAAGCUGCAAUCAUUCCAGCUCACCAAGCUCAAUACAAUCCUAUCUCAGACCCUGGUGCACUCAUCCCUCCACAGGUACGCCAGCAGUUGCAAGACAAGGUCAGGCCUGAGGCUGGGGUGAAUCCCAACACCCUCAACAAAAUCAACCAACAGCUUGCCACCAUCAUUUGGGCUGAACAGACUCAACAGGAGGCCACAAGACACAUGGACAACCUCCAAGAUGGUCCUUGGACUACUGAGGCACAGCAUAACUAUCCCUACAACAUGCAAAACCAGAGGUAG
Messenger RNA from Puccinia graminis f. sp. tritici CRL 75-36-700-3, 306 nucleotides. RefSeq lists its product as uncharacterized. The record is from RefSeq and is a predicted model, not a curated record. NCBI's taxonomy places the organism in Eukaryota, Fungi, Basidiomycota, Pucciniomycetes, Pucciniales, Pucciniaceae. The transcript has a single exon. The coding region runs from base 1 to 306 and encodes 101 amino acids.